UAUAUAAAACGUCGAUUUAAACUUUCAUCAUACUUAUGUGGUUGAUAUAAAUUACCAAUAAUGGGUUAUGACGAUGUUAUAUCACAUUUAGGCGGAUUUGGUCGUUAUCAAAAACGUGUUUACUUUUUAAUAUGUUUACCGGCAAUUUCUUGUGCAUUUCAUAAAUUAGCUGGAGUAUUUUUAUUAGCAAAACCCGAACAUAGAUGUCUUUUACCAUUUGAAAAUGAUACUAAAACAAUUGAAUAUGAAUUGCCAACAUCUUUAUUAAAUACUUCAUAUCCGUAUGAUAAUUUACUUGGUAAAUAUUCACAAUGUGAAUAUUUUUGGAAUGAAAGUACAAUACAUUGCUCAAAAUGGGUUUAUGAUAAAAGUAAAUAUAAGAAUAGUGCUGUUACAGAAUGGGAUAUGGUAUGUUCACGUUCAUGGUUAACGGCAACAUCCGAUUCAUUAUUUAUGCUUGGUGUAUUAUUAGGUAGUAUUAUAUUUGGUCAAAUGAGUGAUAAAUAUGGAAGAAAACCAAUAUUUUUUGCAUCAUUAGUCAUUCAAUUAAUCUUUGGAAUAUUAGCUGGCAUAGCACCAGAAUAUAUAACAUAUACAAUAUCAAGAAUAAUUAUUGGGGCAACAACGUCAGGAGUUUUUCUAGUUGCAUAUGUAAUAGCGAUGGAAAUGGUUGGUGCAAGUCAUAGAUUAUUUGCUGGCGUUGUUUGUAUGAUGUUCUUUUCCGUCGGUUUUAUGUUAACCGCUGCUUUCUCCUAUUUUAUAACUGAUUGGAGGCAAUUACAAAUUGUAUUAACAUUACCUGGAGCGUUAUUUAUGUGCUAUUAUUGGUUUAUACCAGAAUCCGCUCGUUGGUUACUAUCAAAAGGACAUAAAAAUAAAGCGAAAAAGUUAAUACUCAAAGCAGCCAAAGCAAAUAAAGUUUCAUUGUCUGAUGAGUUACUCGAUAAUCUCUUAGAUGAUGAUAUUAGUAAAAAAGUAGUGAAUGAAAAGAAAGAUUCAUUGUUUGAUUUGUUUCGUUACCCAAAUUUGAGGCGGAAGACUUUAUUAAUAUUUUUUGAUUGGUUCGUUAACAGCGGUACAUACUAUGGUCUGUCAUGGAAUACCAGUAAUUUGGGGGGCAACGAUUUGUUAAAUUUUGUGAUAUCUGGUGCAGUUGAAUUUCCUGCUUAUAUAUUUUUAUUAUGUACAUUAAAUCGUUGGGGACGUAGAUCAAUUUUAUGUGGUUGUAUGAUAUUUGCUGGUUCAAUGCUUUUAUUAACUGCGGUAGUACCUGAAGAUAAAAAUUGGUUAAUUGUAAGCUUAGCUGCUUUGGGAAAAGCUGCUAUUACAUCCAGUUUGGGAACUGUUUAUAUAUUUUCAGCUGAACAAUUUCCAACUGUUAUACGUAAUGUUGGUUUAGGUGCAUCUUCUAUGGUUGCUAGGAUUGGUGGAAUAUUAGCCCCAUAUUUUAAUUUAUUAGGAGAAAUAUGGAAACCAUUUCCAAUGAUAAUUUUUGGAGGAAUGGCAUUUACUGGUGGUUUAUUAUCACUUCUUUUACCAGAAACUCUAAAUAAACCAAUGUUAGAAACUAUAGAAGAAUGUGAAAAUUUUGGGAAGAAAGCAAAGAAUUUAGUAAAAGAUAUGGAAAAUGCACAAAAUGGUCAAGAAUUAAAGCUUUUGAACAAUUCAAAAAAGAAUUUAAAUGAAAAUAAUAUUAAAGAUAGUGAAACAACCGCAGUACCUAUCCAAUCUUAGAAAUAAUGAUUACCUUAUUAUUUUUUUUAAAUUAAUGAUAAUAUAUUCGUUUAGCAUGUAAGUAGAAGAUAACAAUAGGGCAUUUUUUUAAAAUAAUAUAGCAUUAUACUAGUUGAGUUUUUUAUAUUUUGUACAAUUUUUGUUCUUGUUUUCCAUAUGCGAGU
Molecule: messenger RNA, 1898 nt
Organism: Condylostylus longicornis
Lineage: Eukaryota; Metazoa; Arthropoda; Insecta; Diptera; Dolichopodidae
Product: organic cation transporter protein-like
Exons: 1
Coding region: 61-1734 (557 amino acids)
Biological process (GO): transmembrane transport
Cellular component (GO): membrane
Molecular function (GO): transmembrane transporter activity
Source: RefSeq, a predicted model, not a curated record